GCAAACAGCUUUCUCUCUCUCUCUCUCUCAAAAAAAAAGUGCAAAGUCCCUUAAGUGGGAUAGAAUGGAACAAUAGCAAAUAGCAGCAGCAGCAGCCCUAUUUGGACCAGUAAAGAGCGUUUGAAGUCUGAAUAUAAAGCAAAAACAAACAAAACAAAAAAAUCCCUGUUCUUCUUCUUUCUAUUUACACAUUUUUCUACCUCCACUUUCCUUUUUUUCCCCUCUUCCUUCUGCCUCAAAGCUUUGCUUUUUAUUCUCAUUCAUCACUUUUGUGAAGUACCCUUUUUCUUCUUUCUUGUCCAUUUACUCUUUCUUUUGCAAUAUUUAGCAGUUAUAUGUUCUUUGAUCUUGAUUCUUGAUUCUUGUUGCUGAGAAAUGAGACAUCUUGAUGCAAAAAAUGUGUAGUUUCAAUAUGUUGCAACUUGGUAUAAUCUUUUUCUUUUUAGGACUUUCUUUACAAGCUCAGUCCCAAAAUCCAAACUUUACAUGUAAUCCAAAUGAUUUCAAAGCUUUGGAGGAUUUUGUGAACAGUUUGGAAACAGUUUUUGAUUUUUGGGAUAUUAGAAAUUCAACAAAUUGCUGUAAUUGGGUGGGUAUUACUUGUAAUUCCUCAUCCUCUCCUAAUAUGGGGAGGGUGGUGAAAUUGGAACUUGGAAAAAGGAGGCUAAAUGGGAAACUUUCUGAAUCUUUAGGUAAUUUGGAUCAGCUUAGAACCCUUAAUAUGUCUCACAAUUUCCUUAAAGGUUCUGUCCCCUUUAAAAUAAUGCAUUUGCCUAAUUUGGAGGUCUUAGACUUGAGCAACAAUGAUUUCUUUGGCUUGUUUCCUGAUAGCAUUAACUUGCCUUCACUCAAAUCUUUCAAUAUAUCUGAUAAUUCCUUUGAAGGGUCAGUUCCUUUGGGUAUAUGUAAAAACUCAACAAGAGUUUCUGUUAUUAAAAUGGGGUUCAAUUAUUUUAAUGGCAGUCUUCCAACAGGAAUUGGGAGUUGUGGUUCAUUGGAACAUCUUUGCCUUGGCUCUAACCUUCUUUCUGGUAGUUUACCUGUUGAACUGUUUAAGCUUUCAAGAUUGACUGUAUUGUCUCUUCAAGAGAAUCGGUUCGACGGGCAGCUUAGCAGCCAGAUUGGUAACCUUUCUAACUUGGUUCAUUUGGAUAUUUGUUCAAAUGGAUUCUCAGGAAACAUACCAGAUGUGUUUCAUAGCUUAAGGAAUGUAACUUAUUUCUCAGCUCAUUCAAAUAGGUUUUUUGGUAAAAUACCUCCUUCAUUGGCAAAUUCUGGGACUAUUAGUUCUCUUAGUUUGAGGAAUAAUUCUUUAGGGGGUACCAUUGAGCUUAAUUGUUCGGCCAUGUUUAGUCUUGUUUCUCUUGAUCUGGCUACAAAUGGUUUCAUAGGGUCAGUUCCUGAUAAUCUUCCUAACUGUCCCAAGUUGCAAACUAUCAAUCUUGCUAGAAACAAUUUCGUUGGACAAAUUCCUGAAAGUUUCAAGAAUUUUCAUAGCCUUUCGUCCUUUUCAGUCUCGAACAACAGUAUCCAUAACAUUGAUGCUGCUCUUAGGAUUUUACAGAACUGCAAGAACUUAACUACUUUGGUCCUUACUUUGAACUUUCGCGAUGAAGAGUUGCCUACAGAUCCUAACCUGCAGUUCAGAGAGCUGAAAGCUCUCAUUAUUGCCAAUUGCAGGCUCACCGGAACGGUUCCUCAGUGGUUAAGAAAUAUCUCAAAGCUGCAACUGUUGGAUUUGUCGUGGAACCGUUUGAUGGGAACACUUCCACCCUGGAUUGGAGAUUUCAAGUUUCUAUUCUAUAUGGAUUUGUCAAACAAUUCAUUAACAGGGGAGAUUCCAAAAGAAAUUACUGGAUUGCAAAGCCUAAUCUCUGGCCCUAUUUGGAUGAAUGAACCAUCACCAGAUUUUCCCUUUUUCUUGAAAAGAAAUGUAAGUGUUAAAGGUUUGCAGUAUAAUCAGAUUUUUAGCUUCCCCCCGACACUGGAACUAGGUAACAACUUUUUCACUGGAGCAAUUUGGCCAGAAUUUGGAAAUCUGAAAAGGUUACAUGUUUUGGAUCUGAAAAGCAACAAUUUAUCCGGGACAAUACCAGGUGCCCUGUCUGGUAUGACAAGCAUAGAGAUUUUGGAUCUAUCUCGCAACAAUCUGAUUGGCAAAAUACCCUCCUCUAUUGUGAAAUGCAGCUUUCUGUCAAAGUUCAGUGUCGCUUAUAAUAAACUCUCGGGGGAAGUUCCUACUGGAGGCCAGUUCGCAACAUUUUCAAAUUCAAGCUUUGAGGGCAAUCCAGGACUCUGUGGUGAACAUAGUGCUACUCCCUGUCAAAAUGCCAACCAAAUUCCCAGUGGUUCGGCUGCAAGAGGAAAAAGACGCAAAGGAACUGUCAUUGGCAUGGGUAUUGGCAUUGGUCUUGGAACUGCUUUUCUUCUUGCUCUUAUGUACUUGAUUGUUGUGCGAGCAAGCAAUCGUAAAGUUGUCGAUCCAGAAAAGGAGCCGGAUGCUUCAAACAGGGAUCGGGAAGACUUGGGCUCAAGUCUGGUGAUAUUUUUCCAUAACAAGGACAACAAUAAACAGAUGUCACUUAAUGACCUUUUGGCGUGUACUGACAAUUUUGAUCAAUCAAAUAUUGUUGGUUGUGGGGGUUUCGGUUUGGUCUACAAGGCCAUCCUUCGCGAUGGUAGGAAAGUUGCCAUCAAGCGGCUUUCAGGUGACUAUGGACAGAUGGAAAGAGAAUUCCAAGCAGAAGUUGAAUCGCUUUCAAGAGCCCAGCAUCCAAAUCUUGUUCAUCUUCAAGGAUAUUGCAAGUACAGAACCGACAGGCUUCUAAUUUAUUCCUACAUGGAGAAUGGAAGCUUAGAUUAUUGGUUGCACGAGAAAGUUGACGGACCUGCUUUGUUGGACUGGGAUAUGAGGCUUCAGAUUGCUCAAGGGGCAGCCCGAGGGCUUGCGUACUUGCACCAAGCGUGUGAGCCUCAUAUCCUACACCGAGAUAUAAAGUCAAGUAACAUUCUUCUUGAUGAAGAUUUUGAAGCACACUUGGCUGAUUUUGGUCUAGCUAGGCUUAUUCUGCCUUAUGACACUCAUGUGACGACUGAUGUCGUUGGAACAUUAGGGUAUAUACCUCCUGAAUACGGCCAAGCUUCUGUCGCUACCUAUAAAGGGGAUGUGUAUAGCUUUGGUGUUGUUCUUUUGGAGCUUCUUACGGGCAAAAGACCGAUGGAUCCGUGCAAGCCUAGAGCAAGCCGAGAUCUAAUCUCUUGGGUGAAACAAUUGAAGAAACAAAAGAGGGAAACAGAAGUCUUUGAUCCUUUGAUAUACGACAAGCAGCAUGCGGAAGAAAUGCUAUUGGUUUUUGAAGUUGCUUGCCUUUGUUUGCAUGAAUCUCCUAAAAUAAGGCCUUCCUCUCAGCAGUUAGUUACUUGGCUCGACAACAUAAACACCCCGCCUGGUAUUCAUGUGUUUUAAGAGGAAAUUUCUUGUCCUGUACGACGAUAUUACCUUUGCGUUCAUUUUUCAGGAGUUGAUAACUUAUAUUUCAGCGGAUUUCCUGCACAUAUGGCAAUGGAUUCUGGUGUAAAUAUUUGUCCUCAAGAAUGAAGGGCGAGAAGGGAUUAGUGAUGAGAGUCUUGACAGAUAUCUCAUACAUUGCAAGUGUUUUACUUUCCCUUUUUGUAAUUUUCUGGAAUUGUCGAAUAUAUAUGUUUCUUCUCAAACAUGUACAAAUAACAUUGUGAAUUUUGUAUGAUCUUAUCUUACUUUAUAAUAGAUGGACACCAUCAAUUUAUUCCCUCUGCA
Messenger RNA from Nicotiana tabacum (common tobacco), 3796 nucleotides. RefSeq names its product phytosulfokine receptor 1. Gene Ontology annotation, biological process: protein phosphorylation. The record is from RefSeq and is a predicted model, not a curated record. Lineage: Eukaryota; Viridiplantae; Streptophyta; Magnoliopsida; Solanales; Solanaceae. Gene Ontology annotation, molecular function: receptor serine/threonine kinase binding; protein kinase activity; ATP binding.